Messenger RNA from Fundulus heteroclitus (mummichog), 4633 nucleotides. It is a transcript of the gene umodl1, whose product is annotated as uromodulin-like 1. The record is from RefSeq and is a predicted model, not a curated record. Gene Ontology annotation, cellular component: extracellular region; cell surface. The coding region runs from base 643 to 4101 and encodes 1152 amino acids. Gene Ontology annotation, molecular function: peptidase inhibitor activity; calcium ion binding; protein binding. Lineage: Eukaryota; Metazoa; Chordata; Actinopteri; Cyprinodontiformes; Fundulidae. The transcript is spliced from 18 exons.
CUCGUGGAUGUAGCGUUCCGCCUGACGUUUAUUUUGAAAAUCUCAUACGGGAAGUCAUUUCCUUCUGUUUAGCCCGUUGACACUUCGUACAUUUGUUAAUGGGGGGAAAAGCUCCAUUCAUUCAGUAAAACGCGGACAACGCUUGGUCGAGUCUGACUCUAAACUUGUGUUGAAAUGUUGGGAGGAAUGAGGAAGGAGGUGGGGGGCAGUAGCCGCGUUUCAAAGGGGAAGCUGGAUGCGCUCACAAAACAUGGCUCAGUUUGUCUCGUCAGAACUUCGUCCACGGAGACGCGCCGUGCCGUUUACAAGAACCGCUCCCCGCGUGACCGCGGCCGCCGCGCGACACAGCACCGGCGGGCGGCGGAGCUCCAGCGGCUCCGUCGCUGCGGAGAAGAGCGGAAAAGUUGAGCGCCUUCCUCCGGACGCCGCCGGUCUUCCCAGAAAACGGCUCGCCGGAGUGAGUUCGGGGCGGGUUGGACCCGUUAUCUUCGGCAGAAGGGGACUUGAUGCCGUUACGAGGGGUGGAGAAAGACAAGGCCACAGAGGAAUCAGCCCGAGCAGGGAGCUAGCGGCAUCUCGAAGUUGAACGUGCAUUCACUAUGCGGUGGCUGAAUGUAUGCUGGAGAUUCUAAACUGUGAGAGAUGAGGUGGAUCCUCAUAAUCUGGGCGUCGGAGGCCCUUCUGGCUCUCGGUUUGGGAGAAAACGCUGUGGAUGAAGCAAAUAGCUUAUCUUUCCCCGGCUACCAUCUAUGCACCUGGAACAAGACCAGAAUUGUGAGUUUCUUGGUGGUUCAUUCGGUGCCUCACACCGUGACAAAGCCUUGUGGGGGCUGGCUCCUCUGGACGACCUGCACCAUCACCCUGUACACCAUGAAGCAUCAGGUUGAGUACAAGGCAGUAAAGGAACAGGUGACAAGGUGCUGCGAUGGCUAUGAGCAAGUUGGUCGUUACUGUUCCCUGUCUGUGAACAGGAGUGAUGAGUUUACCGCCAAGCCAGGAUGCUGUCCAACUGCAGAUGGAUUGUCUCCCGGUUCUGUGCGCUGUGACUUUGAUUUAGACUGUCCAGGCUGGCAGAAGUGCUGCCAGAGAUGGGGCCAGUUUCUCUGCACCGAUCCCACAAGACCAGAACAGGAUCUGAGGUGUCAAGGAAGCCUCUGGAAUGCAACUGUGACAGUGAAGAUGGAUUACCAGCUACUGUUGUCCAGGGAAAAUGGACUUCUGAAUCUCACAAGAUUAUUACAAGCCAUGAUAACUGGAGCUCUGGAGUCUGAGGCUUCCAUCUUUUAUCUCGAUUCAUGGCCUGUUCAUCCCUACAGAAUUUCCACAUCUCUGCUGAUCCUGAGCAACUCGUCUCUUUCACUGUCCAGCGUUACAGCAAAGCUGCACCUUCUACUUAAACACAUACCGGAGGUGUCGGCUGUUACAGUGCAAGCAGAUGUGGAUGAGUGUGUGCACCCGGCUCUUCAUCGGUGCUCUCUGCAGGCAGACUGUAACAACACAUUGGGCUCUUACCAGUGUGUCUCCCGACAAGAAUAUUUGCAAGAUGACGCUGACAGUCCCCAUAUGAACUGUGCAGGUGACAGCGGGGUGCGGACCACCACCAGGCCCCCGCUGGUGAACUCAACCUUUUCCUGGACUGUUAACAGCACACAGGACCCUUCAGGCGAUGGCACCAUGAGUGGCUUCGUCUCAUUUGAGACCAGCGUGGCUCCAUCUCUGACUAACAGCAGUUCUGUCGCCUAUAAUUCAUCACAUGCUUCACUGGGGACAAGUUCAGCACCGGUUACCAGCAUGAACUCAGCUGCAUCCUCACCUCUACCAGCACCCGCAUGUCGUCCUCCCAACAUCAGGGGCUUGUGGUCUGCUAAUGUCAGUGGAACAUCCAUGUCUGUCUUCUGGUCAGCCCACCCUCAGAGCAACCAGACUUUCCAGAUAACUUUGAGGAAGACCUCAGAUGUCACUGAGCUCUGGGAAACGAAUAUGACAAUGAUGGAGAUGAGGGGACUGCAGCCUGGGGAGCUCUACAACGUUACAGUGACACCUUGUGCUUGUGGAAGGCAAGGGUCCACUGUUCACAUGAUGGUCAAAACUGAUGCUCAGACUCUUGAUGCCUCAACACGACUUACCAACGUCGAGUUCAGCGAAGACCUGAGAAACAGCAGCAGCCUGGCCUACAAAAACCUCAGCGAGACUUUCAUACAGGAGAUCCACCAGUCUCUGUCUCCAGCGCUCAAAGCAAUGGUAGAUUCAGGUCAGGUCAGAAUCAAGAUCCAAAGCUUUUCCCUGGGCAGUGUGGUGGUGAACUUCUCCAUGAUUUUCAACCAAAGUCCAGACCAAGCCAUGGGGAAUGUGUCCUCAGCACUGGUGCGUUCCCUGAUGAACAGCUCCAGAUUUGUUGUGGAUGCAAGCAGUAUAACUAUGAAUGAUUUUGAUGAAUGCACCUCAGGACAAAAUGAUUGUUCUGUCUGGGCUACAUGCACAAACACAUGGGCCUCCUAUACUUGCAUCUGCCUUGAUGGCUUUACGGACAACAACCCGGAAAGACCUGGACGCAACUGUCAAGCAAAUGAUACAGUGGACACAACAUCAGCACCAGGAGUUUCUACUACGAGCCCUACUACACAUGCCCCAACCCCUGCUCAACCUGCCACCACCUCUAAAACUACUAAUCUUAUAUUUGCAACAAUUACAAAUGCUUCUAACAUUGCUAUCCCUGCAGUUACAGCUAAAAACAUCUCAUCAACUACUACUGCUCCAACAACAGUCUACACUGCCCCUGCAAUCAUGGGUACUGCCCAAACAAGCAACAUGUCCCCAACACUGGUCGUAAAUGUUCCGGCAAUGCCCUCUGCAGCCCUGACCAACACCCCGACAUCUACUUUAAUCCCAGCAAUCCCUUUAAAUCAUUCAAUAACACCUGCUGCUCCCAUAACAGCAAAUGUUACUGCCAAUACUACCCAUACAACUCCUUUUAGUCGAGUCAUCUCUUCAGAUGCUCUAUUAACCACUUCAGCCACUGAAGUUGGAACAAGCCUAACAACCCAAUCUACUGCACUAAGAUCCGCCGCUAAUUACUCUUUGACAGGAGCACUUUCAGUCCAUUGCAGAGUAGCUGCAAUCACUGUGACUCUUGCUAAAGCUUUUCUGAUGAAUGCAAACAUCCAGGAGGGAGCUCUGUACUUGGGCAUGCCGGGGUGUGGAGUCAACGGAGCUAAUGCCACCCAUGUUCAGCUGACUGUGGCGUGGGAUGAGUGUGCUACUGGGCUUGUGCAUAACGAAACCGCUUACACGGCGUCUGUGACGCUGUUCAACACCAUGGAUCCGUACACAGCCGAGGGUGGCGCUGUAGAGGUUCCGAGAAUCCGGCUCGAAGUCCCAGUCAUGUGUACUUACAUGAAGAGCAUGCUGGUUUCUGCUGACUUCGGCUCAAUGGGGUAUGACAUGAUCAAAGAUGUGGUCGCGGGUCUGGGGUUGUUCCAGGUGACGGUGCAGCUGAUGAGCGGUGCAGCGCCUCUGCCCCACAACUACAGCCUGUCCCCUGAGCAGGCGGUGGUGGUGGAGGUCAGCCUGAACAGCACCUCAGAACACAUGAAGGUGGUCAUUAACAAAUGCUGGGCCACUCCCACCCCAAACCCCGUGGACUCCAACAGCUACACCUUCCUGGAGAGCAGCUGUCCCCUGAACAUGUACACUGAAGUCUUGAUGAAUGGCAACUCCACCACCUCCCGGGCAUCUGUCCGGAUAUUCUCCUUUGUCAACCUGAAAGUGGUCUAUCUGCACUGCCAGGUCCAGUUCUGUGUCCAGACUGGAUCGGAUACCUGUGUUCCAAACUGUUUGCAAAGAACGGCUCGGACUGGGAACACGUUCGGAACAAGUUUUGGAUCAUCUGGUCCUAUACUUAAAUCAGAUGAAGAGUCCCUGGAGGAAACGUUCGACACAAUUCACAUAGUUGGCUUCUCCUGCCUUGGAGUCGGCCUGUUUCUCUUCCUCAUCGUGGGAUUUCUCUGCGUUUUUUACUGCCAGAGGAACCGCAUCGGAAACUACAACUUCAACGUCCAACCCAAACAGGAGAACUUCACCUACCUCGUUUAUGACACUUAGGGAGAGCAGCACAAAGCUAAGCGUGGCUAUUACAGAACGCCGCCACUAGGUGUCAGUGUUGUAAUUAGGUCAGCGCUCACUUUGCAUGCAAAAACAUUUCUGUUCCCCUUUACUGCGCUAAAUAUGUUCAAGCUAGAGAAAAAUGUUUAUUUUUGAAACGUUACUUAUACUAAAAUUGAAAUUUAGAUUGCCUUAGAUUAGAUUUAAAUGCAACCUAAUGCUUUGCUAAUGUUGACCAGAUUUCCACGGAAAAUUGGCCCUUAUGAAGUUUGGAAUGUACUGAUUAAAAUGUAUUAGGAGGAAGAUUAUAAAGUUAUCAGCAUAAAAACUAAAUGCUAAAUGCUUGUUAAACAAAUAUGCCAUCUUCAGUUUAACUUCUCUUUCAGAUCUUUGCAUAAACUGUAAUGUUCAUAUACAACUAUAGUAGGUAUCUAAGUAUACAAAAAUAUUUUACUAUUAGCUAUGCAAAAUAUUAACAUUAAUCUGUGCUGCCUGAGGAGUUGAAAUAAAAUUAUGACUGAUUUAAUUAGCU